This is a messenger RNA of Raphanus sativus (radish), 870 nucleotides long. Its product is annotated as sigma factor binding protein 2, chloroplastic-like. NCBI's taxonomy places the organism in Eukaryota, Viridiplantae, Streptophyta, Magnoliopsida, Brassicales, Brassicaceae. Bases 273 to 689 code for a protein of 138 amino acids. The transcript has a single exon. The record is from RefSeq and is a predicted model, not a curated record.
AGUUUUUUUUAUUGUAAAAAAAAAAAAAUUAAAGAAGAAAAGAGGUGUGAAUAUACACGCGCGUCGAAUGAACGCGCCGUCGGCUAACAGCAGCCGAGGACUCAACCAUACUUGUCAUUAAAUUUUUGUUUGGUUCCCUUACCAUUAAUAUCCAAUCUCCAUCCUAAAAAAGCUUAUCUAGUUUAUAUAUAUAUAUUUCAAAAUUAGGCUAAAACAAGAGAGCUCACAUCUGGAUUCUUUUUCUUUUCUUGUUCUUUACAAAAAUCAAGAAGAUGGAGUCAUCAUCGACGUUGCUCAGAGGCUUAAACCAGAGAAAGUCUCCCACGAGGAAACCACCGAAGCAAAAGAGGAAAUCAACGACCACGAACAAUACCAAACCCAUCAAAGUCCGCUACAUAUCGAACCCGAUGAGAGUUGAAACUUGCGCUUCUAAGUUCAGAGAGCUCGUUCAAGAACUCACCGGCCAAAACGCCGUCGAUUUACCUCCGGAGCCCACUACUUUCGCCGCCGCAGAUCCUCACCAGGAGGAGAUGAAUCCUGAGCCGUUGGAUGAAGAAGGUAUCCGUGAGUAUUACUCACCGAUGGAUGAUGAAGUGUUUAAUGCUCCUCAAAUGUCGGCAGGUCUGUCUGCGUUUUUAUCGUCUGGUUUUUACAAUCUGAAUGCUUUAGAAAGCUUUGGUUCUGUCUGAAAAUCUUACUAUAUUUACCGAUCAGAAGAAGAAAUCAUCUUUCUAGUUUUAGGGUUUCCUUGAUACCAAUAUAUGGAUACAUAUGUAAUUCUGUUUUUUUUUUCGUUUCUUUUUUUUGUGGCGAAUUGUGUUGCGUUUGUGAGUAAAUAUUUGCAGAAAUAAAUAUUUUUUUUGAUUUAAA